Acaulospora morrowiae is the source of this 258-nucleotide messenger RNA. The record is from the annotation of a GenBank genome assembly. Lineage: Eukaryota; Fungi; Glomeromycota; Glomeromycetes; Diversisporales; Acaulosporaceae.
AUGAAGGCACGGUUUGAAAAAUUAGUUCGUGGAGAAUCACUAUCCGAAGAUUUGGGAACCUUGAUCAAUAAUCCUCACUACAGUGAUUUGGAAAUCAAGUGCAAAGAUGAAAUUGUCCUUCACGCCAAUCGUGCAAUUCUUGCUGUUCGCUCAGAAUUUUUCAAUUGCAUGCUCUUCAACAAAAUGAAGGAGACUUAUGAUACGCAAAUAUCAUUCCCAAAUAUUGAUGCAUCGAACAUGAAGAUCAUACUCGAAUAC